Messenger RNA from Pararge aegeria (speckled wood butterfly), 2475 nucleotides. RefSeq names its product protein numb (gene numb). The transcript has 7 exons. The record is from RefSeq and is a predicted model, not a curated record. Bases 876 to 2201 code for a protein of 441 amino acids. NCBI's taxonomy places the organism in Eukaryota, Metazoa, Arthropoda, Insecta, Lepidoptera, Nymphalidae.
ACCGCAUGCCGUACGACCAGUCAGUACGACAGUAAAGUUGUCCGCCUCACGCGCGGCGCGCGCGCUCUUCAGUACAAACUUGUCAUCUUUACUCAAAUUCUUCGUCUAGUCAAAAUGUAGUUUAGUGUUCAUAACAUACCGAAAUAGUGCUCGUGCAGUGUCCUAAAAGUAAUUCAGUUCCGUAAACGUUACAUGCCACGGUCCAAAGAACAAUGCUGUGGGAAAAAAUAACGUUCAGCUGGCAUCGGCUGUCGUUCCCAGCUACCUACAUACCUCUCUCCCCCCGCGAACCGGGUACCGGGUUCAAUGCGCCUCUCAGCGUUUAUUCAUCGGUUGUGGGAAAAGUUGACCCCCGUUUUUAAAUUUCAUUGUUAACGAAUUCACACGAUUUCGUUAUUGGUACGAUUGCGUCUUAGAUGCUGAAUUUAGUAAUUUUUGGAUAAAUUUUAAUUACUUAAAAUAAUUCUGCAUCACCUUAAAAAAAGUAAUUUGACAGCAGCCUAAACAAAUUAAUCAAAAGUUAAUUAGGGACCGGGAAAAAACAUUAUAAGAACUCGUCAAGGUUGGAACAUUCCGCUGAACUACUCUUGUUUGCUCUAAGCUCUGCAAUGUUUAAAGAGUAUCAAAUUCACCGAAAUUAUCUUACUUUGAUACGCAUAGUAGUGAACUAUUUGACAAAAGAAGACUACGCUUAUGUGAAGCAACUAGUUUACACGUGAAUAUUAUUUUUGUGAAACGGCCGUUGAGUUUUUGAAAUAUGGUAGGUAAUUCGCAUUGUUCGCGUUCUAAGAACAGUGCACUGUGAGUUAACGUGAAUAUGUGCAGUGAAUUUAGUGCUUGAGGAUUUUAACUGGAAGCAGAUAAAAUAACACAAGAUGGGUAACCAGGGUUCCUCUCCGCACGAGCCAUUGGAUCGUGCCCAGGUGCAAAAUGCAGAUUUAAAAAUGAAGUCGUCGGUUCGCAGCUCUCUGAGGCGGGCGCGCGCCGGGGCCGCGCUGUCGCCGCCGCGCGCCGGCAUGGAGCGGCUGCGACGCUCGUUCCGCGAGUCCUUCCGUCGCCGGAAGGGCUCGCCGCCCGAGUCUGCCCGCCCGCACCAGUGGCACGCCGACGAGGCCGCGGUCCGCGCGGGCACCUGCACCUUCCCCGUCAAGUACCUCGGCUGCGUCGAGGUGUUCGAGUCGCGGGGGAUGCAAGUUUGCGAAGAGGCCUUGAAAGUUCUAAGAAAUUCCCGACGUCGACCCGUUCGUGCAGUUUUGCAUAUUAGCGGCGACGGCCUACGGGUUGUUGAGGAAGAAACCAAAGGGCUCAUAGUAGAUCAGACCAUUGAGAAGGUCUCCUUCUGCGCCCCAGAUAGGAACCACGAACGAGGAUUCAGCUACAUUUGCCGGGAUGGCACAACCCGCCGGUGGAUGUGCCACGGGUUUUUGGCGUCUCGGGACAGUGGGGAGAGGUUGUCCCACGCAGUGGGAUGUGCGUUCGCCGCGUGCCUUGAACGUAAACAACGCAGAGACAAGGAGUGUGCGGUAUCAAUGAGCAUCGAUGCGGCCAGCCAUGCGUUUACUCGCCAGGGAUCUUUCAGAAAGUCUAGUAUAACAAGUCGGCGCACGUCGGAGGUGGAGCCCACCCCGCCAACGCCGGGCCCGCCGCCGCCCACCGCGCCGAUGCCGGUGGGCCCGCGCUCCACCGCACACAACCCGUUCGCGGUGGAGCGCCCGCACGCCGCGCCGCACCUGCUAGAACGGCAGGGCUCCUUCCGCGGGUUCGCGCAUCUCAAUAACAACUCGCCGUUCAAGCGGCAGAUGUCUCUGCGCAUCAGCGAGCUGCCGUCGAAUCUGGAGCGGCAACGUUUAGGGCUGGGCUCACCGACAAGCGCCCUGCCAACGCUGCCAGCUCUGCCAACGUUGCCAGCACUGCCCACAGCCAGCCCGCGGCCUGAUGUCAUGCCUAUCGAGGAAAUCGCAAUGGAAACAGACCCGGUAGCUGAAAUGUGUCAGCAGUUGUCUCUUGGUCUACGGGCUCUAGCAGAAGAGCCGGUGCCAGUAUCGGGCGGAGCGCUUCCACACCCAGACGCGUGGCUCGGGAAGAUCGCGCGGGCUCCUACACUAGCAGCGGCCGGUCGGGCGGCUUCCUUCGCCGGCCAUUCCACUGUUACCACCAACCCCUUCCUAACACCCACACCCACGUUGCCAGCACCCCUUUAAAGCGCUCCAUACUCAAGCCAGAAGACCAAGUCUGCGCGUCAAAAGCUCAAAGACACGUGUCACCAACGAGGGUAGUUGAAAAAUAAUUUGAGUCGAAUAAAUCUUCCAGUCAAUGCUAAGGAAAGGAUUUGUUGUAACUACGACAAAAGCGUGCCCUCAUAAAGUAUGAAGUCGAUACUAAAAUGGCAACUGUCGCUAGUGCAUUGUUGCAAAUGGUUUUUAUAAAACGAAUAAAACAGAAAUACGCUUAAAAUUUAAUGCAAAAUUGCAACAA